UUGCAACCUGGUCUUCAUCCUGAGAGCUCUGGAGCCAUGAUCUCACAGUCGUUUGAUUGCACAUUCUUUGUGAUAGCAUGCAUUUUUUUCAAAUGCUGCUUUGCUUUCGACAAGGGUAUUGAACAAACUAAAAAUGAUGCUACAGAAAUAUUCUACAAUCGAAAGGUACUACAACAUGAUAGUCCAAGCAAUUUAACAUUAAAUCAGGCAAGGAAUGGAGGACGACAACCUGACCCAUCAGAUUUGAGUCGCAAUGAUCGAUCUCAAGUUGGCUGUCGUGAGCUUAGAUCAACCAAGUACAUUUCUGAUGGCUUGUGUACUAGUAUUAAUCCAGUGAAGGAGUUAGUGUGUGCUGGGGAGUGCUUACCUGUGCCUGUUCUUCCCAACUGGAUUGGAGGUUAUGGUCGAAAAUACUGGAGCAGGAGGAAUGCACAAGAGUGGCGCUGUGUGACAGACAAGACUCGUACUGAGAGGAUUCAGCUUCAGUGCCAGAAUGGCGGGACACGAACCUACAAAAUCACAGUAGUUAUUUCAUGCAAGUGCAAGAGAUACACACGACGGCACAAUGAAUCAAGCAAUACCAAUAUUGAGGAGGCACUGCCAACAAACAAGAGAAGAUUCCGAGGCAAAAAAAGAUCCCGGAAGAUUCAUCAAGAGGAGACCAAGCAUAAAGCAAAUUGGCAUGAAGUGGAAGAUAAACAGUGAUUUUCUUUGUUGCCAUAUGAACUGUAUUGCGCAAAAGUGGGCUUCCUUUGUUCGUGUUCUGCAUUUAUUGAAAUGAGCUUACUCAAUAUGUGUUAGGUAUCAUUAAUUAAAGAAGAAGUAAAAUUAUGGUCCAUCAGAUGCGUAUAAUUGAUCAGGACUCCUGGAUUAAAACAUAUAUACUCAGGAACCUGGCUACAUUAAUGUUUUCAAUAGCAUUCCUUACCGUGCACCUUUUGCUUAACUAUAACUUCAAAGAAAAGACAGUGACACCACUUUCAUAUGCGUAAUAGAACAAAAGUACAAUAAAUGGCUGUAGAACAAUUAAGUUAUUCAACAAUGAUUAAAAUUACUUCAGUUUCCCACUGGUUGAAUCAA
Messenger RNA from Hemiscyllium ocellatum (epaulette shark), 1080 nucleotides. It is a transcript of the gene sostdc1a, whose product is annotated as sclerostin domain containing 1a. Lineage: Eukaryota; Metazoa; Chordata; Chondrichthyes; Orectolobiformes; Hemiscylliidae. The record is from RefSeq and is a predicted model, not a curated record. Gene Ontology annotation, biological process: negative regulation of BMP signaling pathway; negative regulation of Wnt signaling pathway. Gene Ontology annotation, molecular function: BMP binding. The coding region runs from base 37 to 705 and encodes 222 amino acids. The transcript has 2 exons.